Molecule: messenger RNA, 1033 nt
Organism: Linum trigynum
Lineage: Eukaryota; Viridiplantae; Streptophyta; Magnoliopsida; Malpighiales; Linaceae
Source: the annotation of a GenBank genome assembly
CUGUUCAGUGAGAGACAGCAAAAAUGGCUACUCAGGAAAAACAGAGGAGAAAAGGGUUCUUCAGGUUCUACAAGUUCGGGUCUUGGAGCAGCAAUACACUGGCCAAAAAGCAGCAGCAGGCAGCUGAUCAUCAAGAACCAGUGGUUAUGGCGGCGCCGCCGAGUAUUAGGGCAGUGCUGAACAGUCCACUUUCGAUAAGGGCAGGUGGCGGUGGCUGCAGUUAUGAGGUGGAAGAAACUGUGGUGAGAACCUGUCAGGAGACUGUGAUUCCGGUGGCGGCCAGGCGAGGGUUUGACGGCGGCGGAGCGGUGGUGGAGAGGGGAAGGAAGUCGGUUUCUCAUGUGGAGAACAACCUGGGAUCGGUGGCGGAGUUUCUUCAGGUGAAGGUUCUGGUGACGGACAUGCCUGGUUUCAUGCAGGUUCAUGCCUUCAGGUGCGCCAGGAGGACUUUUGAUAGCUUGGAGAAGUUCAGCUCCAAGCAUAUGGCUUACAACCUAAAAAAGGAGUUUGACAAGGUGUAUGGGCCUGCCUGGCAUUGCAUUGUGGGCUCCAGUUUUGGGUCAUUUGUCACACAUUCAACCAGCUGUUUCCUCUACUUCUCCAUGGAGAAACUCUACAUCUUGGUCUUCAAAACCAAAGUUCAGAUUCAGAAAGCUGCAGAUUGAGAAUCUCAUGGGCAAGAAAGUGAGAACCAUGAAAAAGCUCCCUUUUCUGCUCUGUAAAUUUUGUGUAAGGGAUCAGAGAAUACAGAUCCUGAUGUUAGUAGAGCUCUUUUUUACCUUCUUACUCGGUGUUUUCUUUUUCACCUUCUAUACUUGAUAUCUGUUCCUUUGUUGUUGGCUUCUCACCUAAAAAACCAGUUCAAAGUGUGAGAUACUUGAGAAUUAACCUUCUUGAAACUAGUUCAAAGCAUGACUCAUCAGUUUCCAACACAAUUAUAUUUUUCUUCUUCUAUGAAUAAUGUGUGAUGUGUAUUGUGAAAACAGAUCAACCGAUACAUUUUUUUGACUUACAAUAAGAAUGAAGUCGAAAC